AUGCCAACGCGGAAGAACUGUGAGACGACGAGCGGUCUGUGUCCCAACGGCAGAUGUAUCAACUUCAGGGACUCCUAUAUCUGCAACUGUAACCCCGGGUAUCGGUAUGACUCUCGGGAAAAGACUUGUGUCGAACGUCCCGGCAGUAUCUGUGAGACGAUGCUGAACCUGUGUCCUAACGGGCGAUGUCGGCCCAGCGGGAACAGCUACACGUGCGUGUGUAACCCCGGCUACAAACUGGACCCAGUCAGGAAAACUUGUGUUGCUGAGCGCAGCGCCAGUGUUUGUGAGAGCAGACCGGGGCUGUGCAGGAACGGACGGUGUGUGGACAGCCGCGGGUCGUACCUGUGUAUGUGUAACACCGGGUACAGACAGGACCUGGGCGGGAGGGCGUGCGUAGACAUUAACGAGUGCAGCUACCGGAACGGCAGGUGUCACCACGGCACCUGCGUCAACACCGCGGGGAGCUUCACCUGCAGCUGCGAUGACGGUUACAGGUUGUCUCCGGACCGAAAGAGCUGCAUCGACUUAGACGAGUGCCCAUCUCAGACAACCUGUACCAGCCCCAACCAAUGUCUCAACUUUAUGGGGAGUUACUACUGUAUGUGUUCGGCAGGGUAUAGACAUCACGGCGACAACACCAAAGCUUGCAUCGAGGAGGAGAUCAAUGAAUGUAGGAUUGAUCCAACUCUUUGUCAGAAUGGAGAAUGUAUCAACACACGGGGAUCCUUCGUGUGUAAAUGCGACCCCGGCUAUAAGACAGACGACACGAUGACUCAAUGCUUGGAUGAAGACGAGUGCCAACUCGACCCUACACUCUGUCCCAACGGCCGCUGCCACAACAGCCAAGGCUCGUAUGUUUGCAUCUGCGACAGAGGCUAUCGCUCCGAUGCAUCGCGGACACAAUGUCUCGAUGUAGACGAGUGUGAAGCCAAUGCGGGACUGUGUAGAGACGGAGAGUGCGUGAACACGCCUGGCGGGUACCGCUGCAGGUGUGACCAGGGAUACGUGCCCAGUCCUGACCAGAGAGCCUGUGUAGAUGUGGAUGAGUGUACCAUUGGAAACCCGUGCGGGCAGUCCGUGUGUCAGAAUCUCCCUGGACACUUCACCUGUGUGUGCACGCAGGGCCUGGUGUUUGAUGAGGACAGACAGAGAUGUGUGUCUGCUUGGCUGGCUGAGCAGACCCAGUCGCGGAAACAGUGCUUCUCAGAUUCGAAGGAUUUGGACUUUGGGUGCGGAGAAAACGCUGCAGGCUUCAACGUCACCAAAGAAGAGUGUUGCUGCAGCCUGGGUGUGGCAUGGGGAGACUCCUGUGAGCUGUUCAUGUGUCCAGGUAGAAAUGCAGCUGAAUAUCUGGAACUCUGUGCCUUGACUGGCUUCCUGAUGAAACAUGACCAGAAUAAUGAGAUGUACAUCGAAGAUAUAAAUGAAUGUGACUUGUUCAACAAUCCCUGCAACAAUGCGAUGUGUAGGAACACUCCAGGCAGCUACGUGUGCAUUUGUCCAGCUGGAUAUUUCCUCAACGAGCAAGAACUCACAUGCACCGAUAUCAAUGAAUGUGCCCAGUUCCCCUGUGGAUCGGGAACAUGUCUCAACCUUCCCGGCUCCUACGAGUGCAACUGUCUCGGCAACCAGAUUCCGGACCCAACCAAGAAGAGGUGUAUUGAGAGGCCGCUGACAUUGCCUCUGGAGCCUCCUGCAGCAUCAUAUGUUUUUGAACAACAUGAAGUUUGCUGGACCAGUGUGAUCGGCCCCAACCUGUUCUGCUCCAACGCCCUGCCAUUCAACAUGACCCGUGCACAGUGUUGCUGCCGCAGUGAUGUUCAGGCCUGGGGGGUGGACUGUCAACUCUGCCCCAAGCUUGGCACAGAUGCUUUCAGAGACCUGUGUGAACGAAUCAAGCCUGGAACCUCAGUAGACCAACAGGCCUUCUACAUAGAGAACAUAGUUUACCGGUUAUGCAAACAUGACAUGAUCAAACCUGGAAUGUUCCCCCCAGGCCCUGUGGCAGGCCAGGUGCCGCUUAUUCCGGGACAACAGCCCGGCAGACCGGGGUGGAUGAGACCUUACGUAGCGCCAGAAAGGGUCCAGCCUCCAGCCCAGCUACCGCCAGGCAUCCUGGCACCCAGACAGGGCCAACCCAGCGUCACCUACCUCCCGGCGGAGACUCCCUCGUUAGAACGGGAGUUUCCCUCGGAGCCGUUAGACGCUGACUGUCAGAUCGAGGGCGGCUGUGGGUUUGGCCGCUGCCUCAGGGUUGACGGGGGCGGCUACAUCUGCGACUGCUACUCUGGGUACAAGCUGGACAGCAACGGUUUGAAAUGUGUCGACAUGAAUGAGUGUGAGGAGCUGGGAGACCUGUGUAAAAAUGGCAAGUGUAUCAACACGGCCGGCUCUUACGUCUGUCAGUGUCACCCUGGUCAUGCACCGAAGCCAGAUCAACCCAACUUCUGUGUGGAGCAACAGGGCACAGAAACACCCACACAAGAUUCACUGUCCAGAACGGAGGAAUGAUGAUGAGCUGUGCUGUCAUCUGUUAUCAUUACAUGUCGUAAAAUGUUGAACCUUAUUCCAACACAAAGUCACACAGAAAUCAAAUUAUGAAUGACCACUGUCGCCUUCAU
This is a messenger RNA of Branchiostoma belcheri (Belcher's lancelet), 2624 nucleotides long. Its product is annotated as latent-transforming growth factor beta-binding protein 4-like. The transcript has 17 exons. Bases 1 to 2514 code for a protein of 837 amino acids. The record is from RefSeq and is a predicted model, not a curated record. Gene Ontology annotation, molecular function: calcium ion binding. NCBI's taxonomy places the organism in Eukaryota, Metazoa, Chordata, Leptocardii, Amphioxiformes, Branchiostomatidae.